GGCCACCAUCUCACUGGCCGUGACGACAAAAUUUUUUACACAGUAUUGACAAAGGAAUAAUCUUUUGUGUGCAUGUUAACUCGUUUUUAUUUGUUAAAAAUCAGUCACGUAAGUCGCUAUUCGUAUAGAACAAACGUACAACAGUGAGUGCGUGAAUCAAAUAUGUCAACUCCAGCCAGAAGACGCUUGAUGAGAGAUUUCAAACGGCUGCAAGAGGACCCACCAACUGGAGUGUCUGGUGCUCCCACUGACAACAACAUCAUGAUCUGGAAUGCUGUGAUAUUUGGUCCUCAUGACACUCCCUUUGAGGAUGGCACAUUUAAGCUAACAAUAGAAUUUACAGAGGAAUAUCCCAACAAACCUCCAACUGUACGGUUUGUCUCAAAAAUGUUUCAUCCAAAUGUGUAUGCAGAUGGUGGAAUUUGCUUAGACAUAUUGCAAAAUCGGUGGAGCCCUACGUACGAUGUCUCUGCCAUACUGACAUCCAUACAGUCUUUAUUGAGUGACCCUAACCCAAACUCGCCUGCCAAUUCUAUGGCAGCACAGCUAUAUAAAGAAAACCGCCGAGAAUAUGAGAAAAGGGUUAAAGCAUGUGUAGAACAAUCUUUUAUUGAUUAGCGGGGGGGACAUGGGAUCUCAGUCAACAGUGAAGUUUGCAUGCUCUAUGCUGCUGUUUGUCAGCCAAUUCUUCAUGAAUUCAUUGGGACAGUUGUAAAAGUUCAAAAAUUUAUUGUUUUAAGCAACUUAUUCUUAUUAAUAUGGCAUUAGUCUUUGCUUAGAGGUUUUGGUAAUGUUUAAAUGUAACUAGAAAAUAACUCACUGAGUAUUACUUAUGUAAACAAAUAACUCUUGCCCCCUGAUACAGCUAACCACUUCUUCCAUGUGAUAAAAGAUCCCCAAAACACUUGUAACUUUGUUGUAUCAAAUUUCAAGACAUAGCAUGGCAACACCAUUUGUGUUCCUAUAAAAAAUUAUCCUACUUCCCCGAGUACUACUAUCAUAUACUGUAUUUCUUUCUCUCAUUAUGUGUAUACCUAAUAUUUGGACUCAUUACACGCAGACUGGUGUGGUAGUGAAAUAGUUGUUCCUUACUGUAUGUGCAUUGUGCAGUUUAUAAUUCAAUAUUCUAUUAUAUCGUCCUUAAAAAUCUAGGUGAUUGCAAUAGUUAACGACUUCAAAAUAAUAUUCUAGUAUACACAUAUGUGUUAUUCUUUUAAACACAGCUUGGAAUAAAUAGACAUAUAUCAAUAAUGUCGACUAUUGCACCUGAUAUAGUCUUGGAAUUGUAUGUGUAAUUGCAUAAUAUUAUGAAAAUUAUUUAGUUGUAUGUCAUCAAUUGAAAGUUAAUAUAAGAGGAAGUGGUGUAAACUGUGUAUUUGGGGCUAAUCUUAAAGAAAGUUUGUACUAUAUGUUGAUCUUGUCACUGUUGUUGAAGAUUUUCCCAAGGAAGGUUUAUGUGUAUAUUAAGAAUGCAGCAGCCCUCAUGUAUAAACAUUCUACAGUAUAAGUAGUGGAUUUGGGCUGCACAUGUAGGAUUUUUUAUCGAAUAUCAUUUAUAUUUAAAAUACUUCUGUACAUUAUGCGGUUUUUAUUAGACACAUGGUUAGAAGAUAUUUAAAUUGUACUUUGCUUUUUAGCAAUUAGUAUAUUUAAGUAUGUGGAAUUAUGACUUUACUGAAUUGUGAAAAUUGUGUAGCAUUAGCCUUGUUUUUCCUGACAUUUAGUCCGAAUCGUACAGUCAGCCAAACAUUUACAUUUUGUAUUUUUCACGUCUCUUAAGAAUUUAAUGUGUAUAGUAGUUGAGAUAAUGCUUAUUUUUAUAUGUCAAUCAAAAGUAUCUUGUAUACCAAAACUAAUUAUGGAACAAAAUGAUUACCCAAAUAGUACAAGUUUUAUUUGUAAAAUAUAUUUUAAAAUGUUAUAUAAAUACAUGUGCAUGGCUGAUCUAAGUUAUACAUUAUGUUCUCGUUUUCAAUUAAAUGUCCCAAUGGAUCUAAUUUCUGAAAUAUAUUUUAGCAAU
Molecule: messenger RNA, 2020 nt
Organism: Hyposmocoma kahamanoa
Lineage: Eukaryota; Metazoa; Arthropoda; Insecta; Lepidoptera; Cosmopterigidae
Gene: Ubc6
Product: ubiquitin-conjugating enzyme E2-17 kDa
Exons: 3
Coding region: 163-618 (151 amino acids)
Biological process (GO): protein polyubiquitination; DNA repair; proteasome-mediated ubiquitin-dependent protein catabolic process
Cellular component (GO): HULC complex
Molecular function (GO): ubiquitin conjugating enzyme activity
Source: RefSeq, a predicted model, not a curated record